AUGUUUCGAUUGCUUCCAUGGUCUUCUGCCGUUGGGGCCAAUAAAGUGACAGCGGAGGAGUUGAAGAUGCUAGGCGCGCCCCAGCGGAGAUCUCCCAUCGUGGAAAAUCAUGCCAUUCACAUGUUGAAGAGGAAGCGUGCGGACUCCAGUGAAAGGGUCACUCCUGCGCCAGAACGCUUCCAACACUCCAAGAUAUAUACCCGUCCCUUUGAUGCGAAUGGCAAUGAUAGGACAACAAUAUCUCCACACUCACCCUCGUCAAUGGGGAAACUAGAAUCCCCAAAGCCAUCGCCACAACGUGACCCCCCAACCCACAACUCGCUACAAGCUAUGACACAAACUACGGAGUCUGGAGACAAGCCCCCGUCCACAAUCCCAGUGGAAUCAGAAUCAACAGCAACUGCAGGAACAGCCCUGAAAAUGGAUACAGAAACUUUACGCCGCACGCUCGAAUCUCAGCUGAGCCUGGAAAUACUCCUGAAACAUGAUGAGCUACGAUUGAUCGACCAGGAAAUGGCGAAAUGUCAAGUCGCACUGGACCAACUUCGUCGGUGUUCCGAAAUUCCGUAUCCUGGAUCAAAUAUUUUGGGGCUCUCCUACGAUGUCAGCAACGGCACUGGAAACGCAAUAAUGCCUGCGGCCGUGCAUGGUCCACCACCAAUAUCACCAUCGCCGUGGGGUGUCGCUGAUGGGCCCUACAGCAGGCACUAUGCUAAGUGGCUACUUCCUGACCACCGGUUUGAUGGAGGUGAGGUUGAGACUCCGAUUCCCCUUUCCGCAAUAGCAGCAGGCACGCCCACAGACGGACGGAUAACACGUGGUUCGUGGUCAGAACAAGGGGUUACUGGGACUUUGCGUUCACAACGCGGCUCUGCUGGCUCCAAAUUGCAAGCACUAUCUAGCGGGUAUCCGCAACCGAAGGAUAAAGCCGGACCUAUGAUAAUAAAGCGCAAGAGCGAUGGCCAACUUGUCAAAUUAGUUUGUCUUGAUUGCAGGAGGGAGAAUUUCUCCAGCACCCAAGGCUUUAUCAACCACUGCCGGAUUGCGCAUAACAGGAAUUUCGCAAGCCAUGACGCUGCUGCUGCUGCAUCCGGAGAGCCGGUAGAAGUCGACGAGAAAGGCAUGGUUAUUGGGAAUAAUAACGAUGCACCUGCAGGAACCGCGGUUGGAUAUGUGCAUCCUCUGAUACGGUCAGCUCUCCUUGUUGGUUCUACUCCGCAACCUGGUGCGCGUCGCACGGGCUCCCAGAAUCAAACAGCAAAGCGGCCCAGUGUCAGCGGAACACCUCGUUCUUGCAGCAAUCAGCCUGGAAACGGAUCUUCGUCGUCGCAAACCGAAAAGACCUCUAUUUCAAGCCAUCCGCGACCCCAGAAAAUUGUCGUUGAAUCUCCCCGUUCCUCCUUUCAAGCUUCUCCGAAGACUCCAAAUCUAUCUUCCCUAAUGAAAAGAAGGGGUAUGACAGUGGAUCUGCUUGACAUCGUGAAUGACGCCUUGACGAAAACAGAACUGGACAUGUUUUCAGAGGAUGAGUUAAGCGAUGGGGCAGAAACCGAGAAUGAACACCCAAACCACGAUCGAUCUAAGCUUAGUGUCCGAGGAAGCAGAUUACCCGCGCGAACGAUAGUUUCACCAUCCAAUGUAUCAUGGCCCGAGAGCCGAAAACGAGUUGAAAAACCAAGCUGCAAGCCUCACCCCGCUCCUUUUCCCCUUCCCCCCUCGCCUCGAACCCCUUACGUAUCUCCAUAUGCCCCAGCUUCAGGGUCCACUCAUGCUCACGACAUCGACAACCAAAGAAGUCAAGAAAACAACGUCGAUAUAAUAAUGGCUGAUUCGAUUUCUUCUGAUCUCAGUCCUCACACUGCGGAGUCGAACCAGGCACCAAGCCUUGUCAGUGAUGACGAGGAUUAUGAAGCACCGUCAGAAUCAGUAACACCUAGCCCCAGCCCUUCCGUGGCAAGCGAUGUGGGUCCCGACAACAUCGAGGUUCGGGAUGGUGAUGAGGGCAGCGGGGGAGGCACGAACGUAGCCACCACAGCAGCGUCAGAUACGAAACCAGGACCCGAAAUUACCAGCCCUUCCAAACAUCACCCUCCCCAAGUUCCUCGAGAAGUUUACAAGCGGGAAAGGCCCAGGAAGAAGAAGAGAAGCUCUCAGAAUACCGGAGAAGCACUUACUGUUACCGCUCCUACUCCCGCGACCCCGUCCCGUGCCAGUGAGAAAGAUCAGAGGCAUGUUAGCUUUGUGAGUCCGAUUACCACUCCACGAAGAACGUCGAAGGAUGGCGGUGGAAAGAGAAAUCGUCGUGGAUAG
This is a messenger RNA of Histoplasma mississippiense, 2310 nucleotides long. RefSeq lists its product with no specific name. Lineage: Eukaryota; Fungi; Ascomycota; Eurotiomycetes; Onygenales; Ajellomycetaceae. The coding region runs from base 1 to 2310 and encodes 769 amino acids. The record is from RefSeq and is a predicted model, not a curated record. The transcript has a single exon.